CCCACCAGCACCCACCAUCCCACCACCACCCCACUACAAGGCUCCGCCCCUUCCCCCACCAGUCCCCCUUCACCAGACCAGUAGACCUCCAGGACCUCCAGGACCUCCAGGACCCAAGUCCCCCAAAUCCCCCAGCGGAUCAAUGAAAAGUCCCCCACAGAGACCUCCGGUCCGGACGGCGUCUGUGGACAGACGAGGGUCUCAGUCUAAAUCUCCACAGACCCCGACUCCUCCGACACCCAAACCCAGGAGCACUUUCUCCAAGCAGAAGCUUCAGAGGGUGAAGGCCAUCUAUAACUGUGCGGCCGAUAACCCCGACGAGCUGACGUUCUCGGAGGGGGAGGUGAUCGUGGUGGAGGGGGAGGAGGACAGCGAGUGGUGGGUCGGUCACAUUGAAGGAGACCCGAGCCGGCGAGGAGUUUUUCCCGUCACCUUCGUCCACUUCAUCACAGAGUGAUGUCUUUGGGGACGAAGACUCGGCGUGUCCUCUGUCCUUUAUCCUCUGUCCUCUAUCCUCUGUCCUCUUUUCUCUGUCCUCUGUCCUCUAUCCUCUGUCCUC
Messenger RNA from Plectropomus leopardus (leopard coralgrouper), 559 nucleotides. NCBI's taxonomy places the organism in Eukaryota, Metazoa, Chordata, Actinopteri, Perciformes, Serranidae. The record is from RefSeq and is a predicted model, not a curated record.